AUGAACACCAACCUCACAUAUGAUUCUGGCGAGCCAAUGUUGCCAACUCUACACCAUGAAUGCAUUCGCGUACCAGUGACAGCACUGGCCUCUUGCGGCGCUCUGCUGAUCGCUGCAGAAGGCCCCUUUUUACGCUUCCACCAUGCCAGCGACUCGCGGUACAUCUCUUCGGAGCGCGUCUUCAAAGCUCAAGCAAUCCAUGGAAUACGCGUCUUUUCGGAAGAGCAUGCGCACGUUAUCAAACUGGUCAUCUGGGGUGGAAGACUGGUCCGCGCCCUCGAGAUUGACUUUGCAGAUCAAGUUGGCCAACAAGGCCUGAGCCUAUGUUUCUCCAACGUCGCGAAAGCUUCAGAUUGGAUUCUUGAUCUCGCUCCUCGUCCCAAAGGCCUGGAUGACGAUGCUCAGUACCACAAAGGAUCCUGCAUGGCUGUCACUGCUCAUAACGCACUGCUGCACGUUGAGAUGGAACAAAGGACGUCGGACGACUUCCACAUGACCAAGUGCGCAUACCACACAUUGAUCCGUUGGAGUGGCGCUGAUAGUAAAGUCACCGCUUCCCCGUUAUUGCGCAUCCUGCAGGCAGAGAAGAACUUACGUGGUGCGAUCGCUGAGUAUACUGUACACGACAUAUUAUCAUGGGCGCAAGUGGCCGAGCCUGAUCCAAACAGGCCUGAAUUUGUGGACGGUCCAAAGUCCCCAAGGAAAGCAGAGUUCUUCAGGAGCUAUUGCUUUGUCGAUGAAACCUCAUUUCUGCUUACUACUAACUCUGGAAACGUACUUAUCGGCGCCAUUUCGUCCAGGACAGCCCCAUGUCAAUCAAGCCUCCUUUCAAACUCAAAGUUACUCGAUGAACUGAAAGAUCUUUCUGGUUAUUCUGUCUGCACGAGUGGCUGCCGUCCUGGUUUCGCUUACAUCGCUGGUAGUAGCGGCAACAUCUACGUGUACAGUAAGGAGUCUAAUACCCUGGCAAAUCUGCAUGCCAUUGGUAGCAAAGUCGGAGACAUCUUCGCUGUGGAGGUAUCAGACACGGAUGGUCCAAAUACGGCGGCAUUACUUGUGACCCUUGUUGGUCAAGGUGAAGCGCAAUUGCUAUACGUGGACCCUGAUAGCAACACGAACGUUCUGAGAGUUGUGCAGAUACCCAUUGCAGAAUCUUCAACCGGUUCGGUCAUCACGAGUAUGACUUAUGCAAGAAUACCCGGGAGAGACAUUCUCAUCAUUGGGUUCCGUCGGGGUUCGAUCGCACUGUAUGAAAUCCGUAAAGGUGAGGGGGGUACGGAUGUUGCUAUCUUGCUACGGAUCAUUGAGAAAGCACACGGUGCGGAAGCAGUCACUUCUCUUACAUGGUGUCCCUCAUCUGGAGGCUCCGUAGGCUCCGUACACGGCCACCUGUUCUCCGUAGGAAGAGAUGGGCGUCUCAGCGUACACCAGUUCGAUGCAUCUGCAAACGUUGUCGAGCUGGUGCAUGAUCUUGCGGUACCAUUCGGACCAAACAUUGAAGGUUUAUACUUCCAGGACGACCAUCUCCUCAUACACGGCUUCUCAAGCAAGAAAUGGUAUCUCUACGAUGUCACUAGCGAAGAGCAAGUCAUGAGCAUCGAAACCGGAGGAGCGCAUAGAAGUUGGGCCUUCCGGUCACAUUCGUCGCUAGGAGGUAUCCUAGUAUGGACUCGAGCCUCUAGUAUGCAUAUAUGCAGUCAAAACAGACCGAAUCAUACUGUCGUUCGACGAGGGGGUCAUGGACGCGAGAUCAAGGCGGUCGCAGUUGCAUCGGAGAUGAACGGUAGACCUCACGCGCUCAUCGCCACAGGCGCUGAGGAUACCGAUAUCAAGAUUUUCCGCCAUGUUGAUGAUGAUCUGAUAUGCCAAAGGACUAUUCGCAAGCACACCACGGGGAUUCAGCAUCUACAAUGGUCGCAAGACGGUGACUAUCUGUUCAGCAGUGGUGGCUGUGAAGAAUAUUCCAGCAUCAAGAUCUAUCGUUAUGAUCCUGCCGCUACUGUCACAUGGCAGCCUCUUGGAAAGGGUCUCUACUUUACAUCCUGUUUGACACAGUGCAAGUUCCUCUCUAGAGAAAAGGUCUUGACAGCUGGUACCGAUGGCCAUAUUGUAAUAUGGCCGCUAAUGGCAGAAACCGAACGAUCGCGUGGAAAAUCCACUGGGUCAAAUGAUCAUUUGACAUGGCACCAUCCGGCAAGGAUACAUCAAAGCUCCUCAAAAGCCAUGACAUCCCGAGCCAUUAGUGCGGAUACCUGGCUCAUCGUAUCCGGUGGUGACGAUGGCAGUCUGGCGUGUGUACUCGCACAGUCUACGUCUUUGCCGUCGUCGACUUCGCCUACGACAACCCAUGUUCCGCCACCCAUCCUCCGAACAUUGACAGACAUCAUGGUCGCUACACGUCGCGGUGCGAAAACCGCCCCAGAGGUCGCCUCUGCACCCCCCAACACGCUCAACGCCCCUCCCAAGCGCGGCAGGAAGAAGGCAGUCGAGGGAGCUGCUGAGCCAGCGCCUGCCCCGGCCAAACCCACAAAGACAACUGCUGUAAAACGCAAAGCCAGGGCUGAGCCUGAGGAUGCUGAGCCGCCCAUGGCCAAGAAGACUGUUGCGACAAAGGCCGCGCGCACCAUCAAGGUCCAGACCAGAGCCGCACCCGCCCCUGCUCCAGCAGUGAGGGCGACGCGUGGUCGCAAAGCCGAGGAGCCUGCCGCUACAGAGGAGCCCGAAGCCAUUGAAGAGGCCCCUAAGCCAACAGACGCCCGUACGCGCAAGAUCGCAGCAGUGAAAAAGGCACCUGUACCCAAGGUCGAGAAGCCUGCUGUCGCCCCAGAGCCUGCCGUCGAAGAAACAGCCAAGCCAGCAUCAAGAGCUGUACGCAAAGCACCCGCAAAGAAGACACCCGUUUCCAAGAGCGAGCCUGCAUUUGUCGACAAGACCGUCGCCAGCGAGCCUGCUAAGCCAGCUUCCCGUACACGCAAAGCAGCAGUGCCAAAAGCCUCCGCACCCGCACCCGUCAUUGUACUGAGAGCCACACGCGGUCGUAAUGCCCCUGCAGUCCCACAGGAGUCGCCGCUCAAGGCUCCGGCCCGCAAGCUCACAAAGAAGGCUGCUGUUGUCACUAAGGCGAAGUCUGAGCCAGAGCCGGCCGCUCAAACAGUCGAGGAGCCUGUUGCGGAGAUCAUCGAGCAAUCUGUUGUAGAGGCAGACGAACAUGCAGUCAUUGAAGAGGUGGAGCAGCCUGUCGUGGAGGCAAUCGAGAAACCGUUCGCAGAUUUCCCUACCUACCCGACAACCCCCUCCCACAUCACUGCCCCCAUGACCUCAAGAGAGGCCAUCGCCGAGCUUCCCGGCUACCCCACGACUCCCUCGCAUAUCCUCGCACCUUUGUCGAACAAGGCCGCUCUUACCGAACUCGCAGGAUAUCCCACGACACCUGCGCAUAUUGCUGCACCUGUCGCAAUCGCUACACCCGAGGUUCAGGCCGAACUCAUCGAGCAUGGGUAUAAUGAUAUCGCCAUGAGCGAUGUUGAGGAGAAAGAAGCAGUCGACCAGAUUGAGGCUUGUCAUACUUCUACAGCUGCCGAGAGCGCGGUCGAGGCCACAAUAGAAGUGCCAGAGGGCCCUCAGCACGUCGAGAAUCCGCACAUUGUUGAAGAAUCUGACUGCCAGGGCCGCCAGACUACAGCCGAUGUCUCCUUGACACCGGCUGCAAAGACCCAGGUAUCGGUCCAGCUAAAGACACCAUACUAUGAUGCGACGCCCGCCCAGCGUUCGUGUUCGGAGAUUUCUGGCACUCCACCUGCACAGAUCGUCUGGGGCGUCACCGAUCAGGAAGCAUUCGAGGAGCUUCCUGAGGCGUACCCUGCCACACCCGCCCACAUCAUCGCGCCCAUCACCUCCAAAGCAGCACUGGCCGAACUCCCGGGUUACCCCAAAACACCAGCUCAUGUCAGCGCGCCUGUGACCUCCAAGGCAGCAUUGGCCGAGCUCCCCGAUUACCCCAAAACACCAGCUCAUAUUAAGGCACCAAUGACUCCACGUCGCGCUCUCGCUGAACUGCCCGACUACCCCACAACACCAAGCCUGGCUCUCGAGGCUGCUCUCCAGGAAGAGAUCACUGCUUCAGUCAAGAAACAGACACCGUCACCUAUAAGAUUCUCAACUCUGAAGAACGACUCAUUCGAUCUCGAGGAACCAAGCGAGCUUGCCGACUUCACUGAGCUCACUGAAGCUAGCAAAUACAGUGAGAUCGCACCUACAGACACAUCUAUCGAGGCUUCUCCUUUUAUUACUAAUACAACCAUGCAUCUGGCUCCGCUCAAACUUACACCUACUUUUGCAGCCCUCGAGCCAGUGUCACCGAAGAAGUCCGCGUUGCGAUCACCUCAGAAGGUCAUGGACGCUAAGACUCCUAAGAAGACUGUCGCUUGGACAGACGUUCCAGCAGACGAGAGCGAUCUAUUCCUCUACGAAGGCAUCCUUCAGGGCAUGGUCUUCUACGUCGAUGUCACACGGAACGGUAGGGAGCAGAACUUCUUGUUCCGCGGUCUGCUCGAGGAUCUGGGCGCAAAGGUAGUACAAGACAUAUCGCAUGCGUCUCUUAGCCACGUUCUCUUCAAGGAUGGAAGCAUGUCCACACUGGAGAAGUGCCUUGAAAGCAAGGGAGCCAUCAAGUGUGUCAACGUGGGGUGGGUGUUGGAUAGUGAGUCAAACAAGAAGCGUAUGGACGAAGACCAUUACCUGGUCGACCUAUCCGUUGCGAAGCCAGCAACUCCUCUGCCUACUACUACGGCGAAGCCAUUCACACCUUUCAAGACUCCUUCCAAGUACGCGCUACCUCCUUCAUCCCAGUGCAAGAUGCCUAGCACUCCGACAAGUUCAGAGUUCGAUCGCUCUUUCAAUGACGACAAGGAAAACUGCGAAGUUGGCAUGUUCUUCGACGACAAGAGCCCGCUUGCACCUCGCACACUUCCCGUCAAGAAGUCGUCUUUCUUGUUCAGCAGAUCAGCCAUCAAGACCCCAUCAAAGUCCAUCUUCCUUGGGGCGACGCCAUCGAAAGCGACCUUGUCGGCUAUGAAGCCUGCGCCUCAGGCCUUCACCACUGUCAAGAAGCGCCCCGCAGAGUCUUCCUUCUUCAACAGCUCCCUCGGUCCACCCAAGAAGCUGCGCCUCUUGUAG
This is a messenger RNA of Alternaria arbusti, 5175 nucleotides long. RefSeq lists its product as uncharacterized. Gene Ontology annotation, biological process: tRNA methylation. Gene Ontology annotation, molecular function: protein binding. The transcript is spliced from 6 exons. Lineage: Eukaryota; Fungi; Ascomycota; Dothideomycetes; Pleosporales; Pleosporaceae. Gene Ontology annotation, cellular component: cytoplasm. Bases 1 to 5175 code for a protein of 1724 amino acids. The record is from RefSeq and is a predicted model, not a curated record.